UCUGGCUGGCGCCCUUUGAGCGGCGCGCGGCACCGUGGGGUCUCGGGGCCCGCCGCUCACAGACAAUCGGACCCUUGGAUAAACAUGAUGUGCUCCCCGGGAGAGGGGACCGGGGCUACGUCCGCGGGCGGACCCGGCGAGGAACCCGGAGCCCCCACCGUGCGGGGGAGAAGGCGGGGACGGUCAGGCCGCGCGGGCUCUUUAAGACCAUGUUCGUGCUAACGCCUACCGGCUCCUGGAGAGGGCGGUGAGACUAAGCAAGGACGAGUUCCAAAGGGAGGAGAGUCCCCCACCUGGCUUCAGCGCCCGCGCGGCUGGUCCUUCAUGAUCUCGAUGCAGAGGCCUCCAAUGGCUGUGAUAAGCCUUCUGUUCUUGGCAGUGAUGUAUGUCGUGCACCACCCUUUGAUGGUCAGUGACCGGAUGGACCUGGACACACUAGCCAGAAGUCGGCAGCUGGAGAAGCGGAUGAGCGAGGAGAUGCGCCAGUUAGAACUAGAGUUUGAAGAGAGGAAGCGAGCAGCUGAGGAGCAGCAGAAGGCAGAGAACUUCUGGAGAGGAGACACAUCCAGUGACCAGUUAGUGCCGGGGAAGAAAGACAGGGGGCGGCCAUUCCAGGCGGAUGGCCACGAGGGGCCGCUGGGCUGGAUGCUGGGAAACCUGUGGAACGCUGGCCUCUUUUGCUUUUUUCUCAUCUUUGAGCUCCUGCGACAGAACAUGCAGCACGAGCCGGCCUUUGAUUCCAGCAGCGAUGAUGAGACGGAGGAGGUCCGUGUCGUGCCUGUCACCUCCUACAACUGGUUUACCGACUUCCCCCCGAGGGAGGCCCUGGAAUCCUUUCACAAACACCAGAUCCAGAACGUCACCCGGGACCUGCCCUGCACCUGCGAGUUCGUGGAGAGCUUUGUGGACGACCUCAUCAAGGCCUGUCAGGUGCUCAGCCGCCGGGAGGCUCACCCACAGUUGGAGGACUGCCUGGGCAUCGGGGCUGCCUUCGAGAAAUGGGGAACCCUCCACGAGACCCAGAAAUUUGACAUCCUGGUGCCCAUUGUUCCCCCCCAGGGCACUAUGUUUGCGCUGGAGAUGAGGGAUCUGGCCCUAGGCCGCCGCUGUGGCCGCGUGCGGGUCGAGUCGGAAUGCGUGUGCAAGCGCGAGAAGCUUCUGGGGGACGUGUUGUGCCUGGUGCACCACCACAGGGACCACUCAGCCCUCCUGGGCAAGUGUAACAGCUCCAUCAAGGCGGCUGUCUGCACCGGCUCCUACCUGGAUGUGUGUAAGACCGUGCAGUGGUUCACGAACAUGGUGGGCAAUGCCUGGGCCCUCGUGGCCCACAAGUAUGACUUCAAGCUCAGCCUGCCGCCGUCCACCACCUCCUGCAAGCUCAGGCUGGACUACCGCUCAGGCCGCUUUCUCUCAAUCCGCCUGGUCCUGGGUGUGCAACAGGAAGACUCCUUGGUCUACCUGGUGAGUCAGGCCCCUGACCAGGAACAGCUCACCAGCGUGGACUGGCCCGAGUCCUUUGCAGCCUGUGAGCACUUGUUCCUAAAGCUGGUCGGGCGUUUUGCUCCCGAGAACACCUGUCACCUCAAGUGCCUCCAGAUCAUUUUGAGUCUCCGGGACCUUCAGAGUUUACCCCAGGGAGCAUCCCACCCCAUCCUCACCUCUUACCACUUCAAAACAGCCCUCAUGCACCUGUUGCUGCAGCUGCCCCUAACAGACUGGCAGCAUGGCAUGCUCUCCCAGCGGCUCCAGGACAUCCUCUGGUUCUUGGGCCAAGGCCUCCAGAGAAGGUCCCUCCAUCAUUUCCUCAUUGGUAACACCUUCCUGCCCCUGACCAUCCCGAUCCCUAAGACAUUUCGUAAUGCUGAGCCCGUCAAUCUCUUCCAACACCUGGUGCUAAACCCCAUGGCACAUUCACAGGCAGUGGAAGAGUUCCACAACCUUCUGACCCAGGUGAAAGCUCUGCCCUGUGCCUCGCUGGCUGGGGCACAUUAAUGUACAGGCCAUUAAAAAGGGGGAGAAGGUAUUUCUGAUUGUCAGGCUGCAGAAGAGUUUAUUUUUCAGACACAUCAGCAGUAUACGUGAUCUUCACCUUGCCUGUGGGGACUAUGAUAGACUAAGACACUUAGGAGUACGUGAAGUGGUCGUGAGGAGGGGUCCAGUCUGCAGGGCCUAAUCAAGGCUGGGUCUUUGAAGUUUUCUUCUCCUGACUUAACUUUCAUCAUGACCCCAAGAGGGCCCAGGGUAACAGAUGUUAUGGGAGGAUCUUGCUGCUAAAGAGUUGAGAUCCAGAAGAGGCCUGUGAAGUUGGGUUUUGUAGCAACACUGGAAGUCAGAGAACCAGAGAAUACUUCCAUUCCAGCUUAUUCCUUCUUUUGUGAACGACUCCGAGCACAUCCCUUGUAAACUGGUUUCCUUAUUGAACUCAGCCCAACUCAUAUCCAAGCUGAUAGCACUCCAUUUUAUCCCAAAUACUGUGAUGGUAGCUUCUCGUAUUUUAGGAUCGAAUUUUUCAGACCUCCACUAUUUGAAGAUAUAACCAAGAUGUUUAUUUGCCAUUUUCUUAAUUUAGCCCCAUUUUCAUAUGAUAUGUGCAAAAUAAUACAGCUGUUUUAUGCAUCUGAAAAGAACUCCAAUACUACCCAAAUAACUUGACUCACAGACAAAUAUUAAGUCAACAGUGGCCUGUCCCAUAGUUGAAAUAAUGUAUUUACUAAAAUUAAUUACAUCAUCAACAUCUGAUGACCUCCUCAGUGCCUGGAAACAUUAUAAAACCCUUAAGGAGGACAGUCUUUUGGGGGGCUCUGAGAUGAACAAUUACGGUUUCUGAGGGGAGCCACUUAUUUGUUAAAUGGAAAGAAGGUUUAGCUACCACGUGCAGCUGUGCUUUUUCUCAGUCUGGUAAUGCCUUUGUAUUCUCUUUUCAAAGAAGACAAAGGGAUUAUUUGAACUGCGUGUGUGGGUUUGCAAAGCGGGGUCAUCACAAUCCAGGCCCACUGCCAGGGCUGGACAGGAAGGGACUGUGAAUCAGUUCAGCUCUAACAAAGUCAUAAUU
This is a messenger RNA of Aethalodelphis obliquidens (Pacific white-sided dolphin), 3052 nucleotides long. RefSeq names its product ITPRIP like 1 (gene ITPRIPL1). The record is from RefSeq and is a predicted model, not a curated record. Gene Ontology annotation, cellular component: membrane. The coding region runs from base 325 to 1992 and encodes 555 amino acids. The transcript has 3 exons. Lineage: Eukaryota; Metazoa; Chordata; Mammalia; Artiodactyla; Delphinidae.